Molecule: messenger RNA, 2069 nt
Organism: Podarcis raffonei (Aeolian wall lizard)
Lineage: Eukaryota; Metazoa; Chordata; Lepidosauria; Squamata; Lacertidae
Gene: SPDYA
Product: speedy/RINGO cell cycle regulator family member A
Exons: 8
Coding region: 559-1488 (309 amino acids)
Biological process (GO): positive regulation of cyclin-dependent protein serine/threonine kinase activity
Molecular function (GO): protein kinase binding
Source: RefSeq, a predicted model, not a curated record
GCUGGAAGCCAUCUUGAGAGGGGAUGAAAUGGAAGGUAGCCUGUAAAUACGUCAAGUAAAAAACAACAGCACAUUUAUUACAUAUCAGUAGGAUGGCUCUAUGUGAUUUCCAGACUUCCUCACUCACGUGUCUCCAAAAGGGAAGCUUUUGAGAGUCUUAGCAACAAGGCUCGCUUCCCCCUGAUUGGCUGAUGCCUUUUCUCCCUCUGGCCUAGCGCUUUAGGGCAUCCUUUGCUUACCAGAGCGGAUUGUUCAGUCCCUUGCGUUUUAAUUGGCCAAGGCUUCUUGUGCCUGUGUCUUGAUUGGAUGUUGUGGGGGUGGCUCCUUGCCCUGGGUGAUGCUGAGACCCCUUCUUACAGCAAAUGAAAAUGUCAGUCUGAGGAGAUUUUUUGAUUGGUGGCGAGAGGUUGUGAUCCAGCCUGUUUUCUUUCCCCAUGCAGGUUGCAUAUAACCUGAGCACUGAAAACUAGUACAAGGAGUGAGAGAUACAGACUCCUGCUGCACACUGGCAAGGAAUGUCCAGCUCCAUCAUACGAAAGGGUAACUUCAUCUAGAAAAAUGAAACAUAAUCAGAGCUGCUGUCAGACACCUCCCAGUGUCACUGUUCGUAUUAAAUCAAGUGCAUCCAGAUCUUAUCAACAAAAAAAAGCUCUUAGUCUUAAACGACCGAAGUUUAAAGAUAGCCAGGAGACCUAUGGGGAAAACAUUAACAAUAAGAAGUCAAAACGGCCAAAAGGUUCAUGUCUUGUAAUUCAGCGUCAGGAAAUGACAGCUUUCUUUAAGCUAUUUGAUGAUGACUUGAUUCAAGAUUUCUUGUGGAUGGAUUGUUGCUGUAAAAUUUCAGACAAGUACCUUUUGGCAAUGACUUUUGUUUAUUUCAAGCGAGCUGGCUACAGUAUAAACGAACACACCAGGCUUAAUUUCUUUGUAGCUCUGUACCUGGCAAAUACAGUUGAAGAAGAUGAUGAAGAGUCAAAAUAUGAGAUUUUCCCAUGGGCUUUAGGAAAAUCCUGGAGAAAGCUUUUCCCUGAUUUCUUAAUUCAAAGGGAUGAACUCUGGAGCAAGAUGGAUUAUAGGGCUAUUGUAAGCAGACGCUGCUGUGAGGAGGUAAUGGCUAUAGCUUCGACACAUUAUAUAUGGCAGCGGGAGCGUUCUAUUCAUCAUAGUGGAGCUACAAGAAACAAUAGCAGAGAUGGAGUACAGUUUCCUCGAGGACCCAAUGCCACACCUACAGACUGUUUGCUUUGUGGGAAAAAGACAAGAUACAUACGGCUGGGAUUAUCCUCCUCUUCCUCCAAUGGCACACUGGAAAUGAUGGAACAACAUAUACCUCAGGGAUUGCAUGACUCUCUUCCAGCUGGUAAAAUACCUGAGCCAUCUCUGCACUGUUAUUCACAAGAUUGCAAACAUCUAACCAACAAAGGAAGAAAAAGUAGCUGCACGUGUCAAGAUAAAGCCAUGGACUGGUUUACUGGAAAUGAAGAAUAAAAAAACCAUACUUCAGCCAACAACUUAAGAAAUUAUCAGGAAGCACAAUUAAUUGUCUGAAUGAAAUACAUUUCACAAUAUAUGAUUUAUUCUUUUAAGUUUUUUAUUUUGCUGAAACUUUUAGUAUCAAAAAUAUUGUCAACAUAAAUCAAAGUUGUGGAUUCCUAAAUUGCAUAAACAACAAUGAUAUAAUUUACAAUUUUAAUCCUGGUGAAGUGCAAUCUUCAAAUUAGGAUAUACCAUUUGAAGUAGUAUUUGGGUAUGCCGGGUUAAAUUUCCGCAGCUUGACAAGAAAGGCUAGUUUGGAAGGAAAAUAAAACAUCAGCAUUAGUGAUACAACACAUAAGUAGCCGGAAAGCAUAAGUAUUUAUUCAUUAAUUCCAUUUUUCUUUGAAAAGGUAAUAGUGCUUAUGAAAAAAUAGUAGUAAUAAAUGUAUAUCUUAUAAAAUAUUUGCCAAGCCAUUCUUACCUGUGUGCCCCACUUGCCAAGGGUAAGGUCUAGCAAUAUAUGGUGGUUUUGUCUCAUCAGAAAUGAGAGCUGUUAAAAUAAAAUUUAGAAAGUUGUUGUGCAACACUCUUAA